Quercus lobata is the source of this 771-nucleotide messenger RNA. RefSeq lists its product as uncharacterized. NCBI's taxonomy places the organism in Eukaryota, Viridiplantae, Streptophyta, Magnoliopsida, Fagales, Fagaceae. The transcript has a single exon. Gene Ontology annotation, cellular component: plasma membrane. The coding region runs from base 177 to 680 and encodes 167 amino acids. The record is from RefSeq and is a predicted model, not a curated record.
CCACAAAAGGGUGAGAAUAUUAUUUCUUAAAACUUUUGGGGAUGAGUGUGAAUUCAUCAAAUGGAAAGCUUGUGGAAUUUGCCCCCCAAAAAGAUGCUAGUUACAAUAACAUUAUUCAUUCUAUAUAUAACUAGUCCUUAACACAAGCUUUGGUAUAUUGUAAAUGUUUGAAGAAAAUGGCUACUCCUUCAACUAAAAGGAGCAAGAGCUGGUUUACACACUUCCAAUUUAAGGAUGGCGAGGACUCGACUACCGAAGUUCGAAACGUUCUCUUAAUAGUUGCUACAUUGAUUGCUGCAGUGACCUUUCAAGCUGGGGUUAACCCUCCCGGCGGGGUUUGGCAAGAUGAUGACCAUGGACACACACCAGGAAGUGCCAUUUAUGCCUCUAGAAAACAAGCAUACUAUGUUUUCUUGGUUUUUAACACUGUGGCACUUUCCACGUCGGUUCUGGUCAUUAUGUCUCUCACAUAUAGAUUCCCUUUCCAUUUAGAAAUAUUGAUUGCCACGGCUUCAAUGCUUGUGACUUAUGGAUCUGCCAUAUUUGCUGUCACACCUCAUGAAUCUUAUAGAUUUAAGUACGUCCUGACUGCAGCUGCUUUGCCUUUUCUGCUACGAGGUUUGAUUCGAAUGUUCGACAUGUGUAAAAGUAAGAUCUACAAAUGUUCAGAAAACUUCUAGCAUUUGCCAAUUCUGUAUUAUUAUGAUUAAAAUGUCAUGGUAUAACUGCUCUAAGUACAAAUUUGGGGUCAGUUUGAUGUAGCUUUUUUUU